Lindgomyces ingoldianus is the source of this 885-nucleotide messenger RNA. RefSeq lists its product as uncharacterized. The transcript is spliced from 11 exons. Bases 1 to 885 code for a protein of 294 amino acids. The record is from RefSeq and is a predicted model, not a curated record. NCBI's taxonomy places the organism in Eukaryota, Fungi, Ascomycota, Dothideomycetes, Pleosporales, Lindgomycetaceae.
AUGGAGCAUAACAGGUUUGGAUCUGAGACCAACAAUCCACAUCCUCUUUACGCUCUCCUCAAAUUUAGCAACAGGUCAGAUAGAUCAAAGCGUCCCCUAAGUAGCCAAUGUAUGGGCAAACUGAAGGAUACUCACUCAACCCACUGGCUCCACCGAUCCAAGGAGCAGCUUGAGGUCUGUAUCGGUCUCAAACACUGGAAAGGGAGACAGCCCGACAAGGGUUUUUGCGGCCCAGGCAAGGAGCAAAAGCGAGCAGGAGAACCCGACAUCUCGUCUGACACUCUGUCUCCGCUUCGAAAGCCAAUAACUUGUCCCUUCCCUCCUCAUUCUCCUCUUCAGUUCUGCUUAUUUGCUCGUCGCUUUACCUACUUCUCUUCAAACCAAGUUCAACGGGAACCGCGGCACCUUUCUGGAGGCUUUUACAACUCUCUUUUAACAACCUCGGUCCUAUGCAUGAGCAUUCAGCAGAAGAAUAUUCCGUGGAACCAGGUUGUGGUGGAGCCAAUGGACCGUUCCUUGAUCUCAAGCCUUCUCCCACAGGCAUUCCUUCAUGGCCCUCUCAGCUCUAAGUAUCAUGUGCGACGCCCUGGCCCGUCCGCCGCUUUCAUGAGGAAUACCGACGGUAAAAAGAUGAUCGGUACGAAGUUCCGAAUGAUGGCCGUCGAAAUCGAAACCGAGAUGGAGGAGACACGGGAAGGCGCCGCCUCAUCUCAUGGAAAUGAUGUGUUCGAGACGGCGACUGACCCCCGAACGUUCCUUGCAAUUCUCUACUUGACGCUCAUGGCUCAUCACGUUGAACUGUUGAUCGGUGUGCUAUGCUACACUAGCUGGCCAAGAUUAGGAACUCUUCGCGAUAGGUCAGAGAUCGACACUGGAAUGGAAUAA